Molecule: messenger RNA, 2376 nt
Organism: Linum trigynum
Lineage: Eukaryota; Viridiplantae; Streptophyta; Magnoliopsida; Malpighiales; Linaceae
Source: the annotation of a GenBank genome assembly
UAAAGCCACCCAACUUUCACCAUAACGUCAUAAACAAUAAUUUAAUGUCAUAUGAAGACAUUAUCCCCUAGACCCCUAUGCUCUCUACCAGGGUGUGAUUUGUGAAUGAAGCAGAGGACGUGAUUCAAAAAACGAAAGUUGAGACGUGGGCCUCGUUGAGGGUGCGAGAAGAGUGAUCGAGUGGACUACUAACACAAAUUGAUUAGUGAAUUGGGUCCACGACCUCGUACGAUAAACCGCAAUUUGAACCAGACCAAGAGAACAAAACAUCUCAUAAUUCACAUAUUACCCGAAUGAGAGUUUCGAUCAUCAUCAGCUGGCUGUCACCUACAAGCACUUCCUUAGUUUGCAACUAUGAUUUUGAUUGAUACCCACAGCCACAACUCAUUACAAUCCAUACCCAAAAACACUAACCAUCUCUCACAAACGGAAUAAAAGAAAAGAAGACAAUCUAAGAUAGAACACUGGAAAAAACAAGAAAUUGACGAGCGCAACACAAUUUUGAAGUUACCCGUCCGUCAACCUCACUAAAAAAAUCCACUCUUGUACUCAACCUCUCCCCAUUGGCUCCGCCGGUUCUUUUCUAAACAAACCCCAUACUUCAAUUCCUUCGCCCUUCCUCGUCUCCUCUCUCUGUCUUUCUUCCCCUUCUUUAUCUAAACCCCUCAACCUCAAUCCUUUCUUCCCCACAUUCCCAUAAUCCCAUUCUUACUUACCUCUAUUCUCAGUUACUCUGUUUUUAAACAAACAAUAUGGGUUGCUGUGCCAGCAAGAGCUCCGACGAAUCCAACGCCACCAGCUUCCCGGCCUCCUCCUCCAGCCACCACCCCAAGGCCCGCCGCCGCUACCACAACAAGCGCUACCCGGCGGCCCAUCCCUCCAGCCCAAAACCACCCAACAACAAGGCCCACCACGCCGCAGUAAGCCCACUCACUUCCUUCGACGACGUCGACCGGGUCAAGGUCAAGGAGGUCCUCACCGAACGCCCGCCCUCCGCCUCCCGGCCCAGGCCCACCUCCGCCCCGCGGGCCAGGAACAACAGCGCCAACAACAGCAUCGACGGCCCCGCCGCCAAGAAGAAGAGUGGGCCGGCGGCCUCCAGCUUCAGCUUCGAUAAGAAGGACAGCCCCGCCGCCGGGGACAGGAAUCAGACCAUCCCUCUGGCCUCCGAUAUCUGGAGCAUCACGGGUGCGGCGCCCAUGGCGGCGCCUCCGAAGCGGGGUAAUCACGGCGCGGCGGCUGCGAUCCAGCUCUCUUCCGAGAUCUGGAGCAUUGCCAACGGUCCUCCGCGUAUGGCUCCGCCUCCGAUGAUGAUGAUGAGUUCCGCGGCUGCGGCUGCGGCGGCGAGGAGGCCUGGUCCGGUCCCGUUCGCUGCUCCGCGGAAGUAUUCUUCCCCCGGAAAACGGGAAUCGGCGGUGGAAUUGAACAGGUACUCGGCGGAGAGGGAAAGGGGGUCGACGAUGUCGCCGGUUAAGAGGGAAGCGUGGAAGAAGAAUUCGUACGGAUCUCCAGGGAGUAGGCGUGGGGAGAGGCAGGGUCCGUAUCUUGCCGGGAGAGAGAGGCCGUCGCCGCUGUCGAGAGAGUCGGAGAGAGAGCGGCGGCCGGUGGCGAUUUCUCCUCAGAAGCGAGAGAAGGAGAGGAAUUCGUCGGGUAGCCUCCGGAACGGUGGAGGUUCGAGCGAAAUGAGAAGGUGGGCGGACAUGGAAGAAGAAGGGUAUGGACGACGGUCGGCGGGGUCGCCGGCGGUGAGGGAGGGGAAGAAGAACGGUCGCGGCAGCUGGGGAGUUUCGGCGAGCCCCGAUAAGGAAAACGCGAGAAAGACAAACAAGGGCCGAAACGCUACCGUUUCACCGAGUGGGCGAGGGAAUGAGUCUUCUGACAGUUCUCUUUCGAUUGAGGGGUUCGUCUUUUUGUGAAUGAUUAAAGUUAAACGGAUUUUUACUUUGGGGAUGGGAAGUAUUUUUGUCCUCUUUUCACUAAUCAAGAAAAGGAGUUUAGGGAAAUAAAUAUAGUGCCCUUCUUAAAGGGAUGGUCAUCGUAACUACCAAGGGUAAAAUAUGAGUUUUGGGUGGGUUUGUACUUUGUUGUAUGCACUAAGAUUUUUUGUUGUUGGUAAUAGCACUAAGAUUUUAUUAAUGACGUUUUAGCUCCGUCCACAUUUCGUCGGCGCUGAGAAGGGAAGAAGAUGGGCUUGCUUAUAAUGGAGUAGACUUUUCCAACAGAUGAUGACAUUUGUGAUUUGUGCUCUAGCCUCAAAGAACCAGAAAAGUUCUUCAAUAUAGCUUUGUUCACCGUUCGACGGCGUCGGGAAGGGAAGAAUAUAGACCUGUUCACAAUUGAGAUACAUUCAACAGAGAAUGAAAAUGGUGCACUGGU